AUGGGUGAAACUGUUCAGUAUCCAGAAAUAAAAUUACCUGUUGGCCAAUUAAAGGGCACAACCAGAACCAGCAUUUACAAUGAUAACUACUACAGUUUUGAGGGUAUUCCCUAUGGCAAACCACCGGUGGGUGAAUUGAGAUUUAAAGCACCCAUGCCCGCAGAACCAUGGACAGGAGUUAAAGACUGUACGGACUUUAGCAUUAAACCCAUACAAAAGAAUCCUGUAACUGGCAUUGUUGAGGGUUCCGAAGAUUGUUUAUAUUUGAAUGUUUACGCCAAGACACUGAAUUCUCCCAAACCUUUGCCUGUUUUGGUGUGGAUCUAUGGCGGCAGUUUUUUGUUUGGAGAAGCCACACGUCACAUGUAUAGCCCUGAUUAUUUUAUGAGUGAAGAUGUUGUCGUGGUGACUUUUAAUUAUCGUCUCUGUUCGUUGGGUUUUCUAAGCGUUGCAGAUCCCUCAGUGGAUGUACCUGGUAAUGCCGGCAUUAAAGAUCAAGUUUUGGCAUUACGAUGGGUUAAACAAUACAUUCAACAUUUCAAUGGAGAUCCUGAAAAUAUAACGGUAUUUGGUGACAGUGCCGGUGGAGCCUCUACUCAUUUCCUAACGGGCACCCAACAGACCAAGGGUUUAUUCCACAAGGCCAUUUGUAUGUCGGGCACAAUGUUGAAUAGCUGGUCCAUCACCCCACCCAAGGAUUAUGCUUAUCGUUUGGCCAAGGAGAAUGGCUACCAAGGUGAAAAUAAAGACGUCAAAGUUAUUGAAUUCUUGCGUUCCCUAGAACCGGCAAAAUUGAUUAGAGACGAUUUACUGGACGAUGAAGAUAAAAGAAAUGGUGUCUCAUUUAUGUUCGGUCCAUGCAUUGAGCCUUAUGUCUCCGAAAGUUGUGUGGUGCCUGAACAUCCUCGUAAUAUGUUGGCAACUGCUUGGACCAACAAUAUUCCCAUCAUGUUUGGUGGUACUUCCGAUGAAGGUUUACUUAUUUAUCCCAAAUAUAAAAUGUUUCCCCAAAUGUCGAAAGCUUAUGAACUGGAUCCAGAGAGAUUGUUGCCAAAUGAAGUGAGAGUGAGCAAUGAUAAGGCGAAGAAUCUCGAAUUGGCUAAGAAAAUAUCUGAAAAUCAUUUUGGUGAUAAGGGACCGAAUGGCAGUGAUUUGCAUAAAAUUGUUUAUUACUCUGGCAUCAAAAUGUUCUGGCAUGGUGUCCACCGUUCCAUUUUGGCUCGUCUAAAACACUCCACAGGACCCACCUAUUUAUAUCGGUUUGCCUUCGAUUCGCCCACCUUCAAUCAUCAUCGUAAGCGUUUCUGUGGUAAUGAUAUUAAAAAUGGGGUUGCCCAUGCCGAUGAUAUUUCCUACCUUUGGUAUGCCUUCUAUGCCUGGAAAUUGGAUACAAAUACCAAAGAAUAUCAAACUCUACAAAGGAUGGUUAAAAUUUUCGUGGACUUUGCCAAGUCAUCGACAUUGAAUAAUGAAUUUGAAUUGUGUGGAUUGGCCAAUGUAGAUAAAACGAUUCAAUGGAAACCGUUGAAAGCUACCGACCCAUAUGAGGCUUUAAAUAUUGACGAAAAAUUGGAACUUAAAACUAUUCCAGAAAAGAACGAUCUUUUGCUGUGGGAUUCCAUCUAUGAAGCUGAUCAACUUCUAGAAUAUCAGAAUCUUACCUUACCAUUGGGUCAAAUUGGUGGUGCUCUCAGAACCACUAUUUACAAUGAUAUCUACUAUAGUUUUGAGGGUAUACCAUAUGCCCAACCACCUGUCGGAGAACUACGUUUUAAGGCUCCUUUACCCGCCAAGCCAUGGAAAGGAAUCAAAGAUUGUACCGAUUUUAACGUAAAGCCAAUACAAAUAAAUAAAUUCAAGGGUGAAGUUGAGGGUUCUGAAGAUUGCCUUUACUUGAAUGUCUACACAAAGAAGUUAUAUUCUCUGAUGCUUCUUCCUGUCAUGGUUUACAUUUUUGGAGGCGGAUUUAACAAUGGAGCAGCAACAAGAGCUCUCUACAGUCCAGAUUAUUUUAUGCAAAAGGAUGUUGUUAUUGUAACUUUAAACUAUCGCCUUGAUUCUUUAGGCUUCCUCAGCAUAAAAGAUCCAACGCUGGAAAUUCCAGGCAAUGCUGGACUAAAAGAUCAAAUACUGGCACUCAAAUGGGUUAAGAAAUAUAUCCGAUAUUUCAAUGGAGAUCCUGAUAAUAUUACCCUCUUCGGAAAUAGUGUUGGUGCAGCAUCGGUACAUUAUCUUACAGCAACAAAUCAAACGCGUGGACUAUUCCACAAAGCAAUUUGUAUGUCUGGCACAAUGUUGAACUCCAGGGCCACGACACCACCGCAUGAUUAUGCAUUUCGUUUGGCCCAACAACAUGGUUAUAAGGGGGAAAAUAUUGAUGAAAAAGUUGUAAGAUAUUUACAAUCCUUAGAUGCUAAGAAAUUGGUUCAGCACAAGUUGCUAACCAAUGAAGAUCGUCGAAAUGGCAUUCGAUUAACAUUUGCACCUGUUGUGGAACCUUAUGUGGGUAUAGAUACCGUGGUACCCUUUGAGCAAAGCCAAAUGUUGAAGACGGCUUGGGGAAACAAUAUUCCGAUUAUGUUUAGUGGUGUUGUGGAUGAGGGUUUGUUAUUAUACUCGCAAGUGAAAACUUAUACAAAUGUGGUAGAAUCUUUUCGGAGAGAUCCUGUCACAAUUCUACCCUAUUUGGUCAAGCAGAAAUGUGGCGAAGAGGAAUGUUUGGAACUAGCGGACCGAUUAUUUAAUUCAUAUUUUGGUGAUAAAAAUGCAUCACUGGCAGAUGUGAUUCAUUAUUACAGCAUUCGAGAUUUCUGGCAUGGUCUCCAUCGUUCACUAUUGUCACGUCUCAAAUAUGCCAAAGCACCAACUUACCUCUAUCGUUUUCCCUUUGAUUCGCCCACAUUUAAUCAUUAUCGCCAAAAGCAUACCAAGGGUGAAAUAACAACUGGUGUUGCCCAUGCCGAUGAUUUGUCUUAUUUGUGGUAUGGUGAACACUCUUGGAAAUUGGAUAAAUGUUCUGCAGAAUAUAAAACCAUACAACGAAUGGUGGAUAUAUUUACAAAUUUUGCCACAAGUCGUGAUUAUCACCAUCAAUUGGUCUAUGAUGACAAAUGUAAUCAUUACCCUUUCAUAUGGUACUACAAUAUUCAGCCGGGCGCAAGUAGUUCAGUUAGGUUUUGUAGUGCGAUUCGAUCAGGACGGCGCAUUGUGGCUACCAUGGACAGCGGGGAAGAAAAGCCAAUUAUAAAAAUUACACAAGGUUUAGUGCGGGGCACUAAAAGUAAAACCCUUUACGAUGAUGAUUACUACAGCUUUGAAGGAAUACCGUAUGGCCAACCACCUUUAGGUGAACUGCGUUUUAAGGCACCAUUGCCUGCCCAACCAUGGGAUAGUGUCAAAGACUGUUUUGAAUUCAAUGUGAAACCGCUGCAAAAGAAUUACCAAGGCGAAAUUGAAGGUUCUGAGGAUUGUCUCUAUUUGAAUGUUUAUGCCAAAAGGCUCAAUGCCAAGGAAAAGCUACCAGUCUUAGUUUAUAUUUACGGUGGUGCCUUCAAUACGGGUAACUGUACCAAAUCUAAAUAUGGCCCGGACUAUUUUAUGCAGGAAGACGUUAUAUUAGUUACCUUUAAUUAUCGUGUCUCCGUAUUGGGUUUUCUUAGCCUAAAAGAUCCAUCACUCAAUGUUGCCGGUAAUGCUGGUCUUAAAGAUCAAGUGUUGGCACUCAAAUGGGUGCAGCAAAAUAUUGCCCAGUUUGGUGGUAACAAUGAAAACAUUACACUUUUUGGAGAAAGUGCUGGAGCAGCUUCGGUCCAUUUCAUGAUGUGUACCGACCAAACCAAGGGUCUUUUCCACAAAGCCAUCUGUAUGUCCGGUUGUAUUUUAAAUAAUUGGGCCCUAACCAAAGAUACCACCGAUUUGCCAUAUAAAUUAGCUUGCGAGAAAGGCUAUCAAGGAGAUAACAACGAUCGUGACGUGUUGGAGUUUUUAAAACAAUGCCCUGCAAGCGAAUUGCUACAUAUGGAUAAGCUUAACCAAGAAGUUAUUUUAAAAGGUGGUUUCUUUGUUUUUGUGCCUUCAAUGGAGCCCUAUGAUAAUCCGGAAGCCGUUGUUCGAAAACCUUUAUUGGAAAGCAUGAAAACCUCAUGGGGUAAUUCUAUACCUUUGAUAAUAGGUGGUACCUCCUUUGAGGGAUUGGUUAGAUAUCCACAAGUUAAACACAAGCCGGAGCUGUUAAAUUUAUAUAAAACCAGACCUGAACUGUUAGUUCCGCCAGAACUAUUAGUUGGGAAAACUGAUGAGGAAGCAAAAUCACUGGGUAAUAUUUUGUAUGAUCUCUAUUUCAAAGCAGCUGAGGGCGAUGAAAAGCAAUAUCUUAUGAAAUAUUUAGAUCACUGUUCAUUUUAUUCCAUUUGGCAUGACCUACAUCGUGUUAUCAGAUCUCGCAAAGAACUUGCCACGGCUCCCACCUAUCAAUAUCUCUUCGAUUUUGAUUCACCCACAUUCAAUCAUCAUCGCAAAAUGUUUUGUGGUACCGAUAUAGAAGAGGGUGUUGCACAUGCCGAUGAUUUAGAAUAUUUAUUCUAUGCUUUUUAUUCGUGGAAAUUGGAAAAAGAUUCGAAAGAAUAUUUAACAAUACGUCGCAUGAUUGAAUUGUGGACCCAAUUUGCCAAAACAUCGAAUCCCAAUUGCCAGUACACCAAGAAUUCGGAAUGGAAGACGAUAACUGAAAGUGACAUCAAACAAUGGCUUAGAAUUUCAAAUGAUAUUCGGUUUGAAGAAAUAUCGAAGGAAUUCCAAAAUAAGUUAGAUGUUUGGAAUAGUUUGUAUGAUAAAGAUUUGUUUUAG
Messenger RNA from Musca vetustissima, 4845 nucleotides. RefSeq lists its product as uncharacterized. NCBI's taxonomy places the organism in Eukaryota, Metazoa, Arthropoda, Insecta, Diptera, Muscidae. Bases 1 to 4845 code for a protein of 1614 amino acids. The record is from RefSeq and is a predicted model, not a curated record. The transcript has 13 exons.